GGUAGGGUUGAAGCGUGACGCGUGAUCUGAAAAUCGACUCCUCACGCAUUCAGCGAGAAACAAAGAAUGAGGACCUCAGGAGGGCGCUUUGAAAAUUUGCGUGGGUGGACAAGUUGAUAUUUUUCAUGAAGAUGCAUGUUUGGACGGUAAACGCGGGCAUGCCGAUUCGGGAUGACCAUGAUUUUGAAGCGAGGAAAAUCUUACGUUCGUGCGAAACGGUGAAAUAUCCAGUGCGGUGCGUAACGUGCAAGUUCAGUUCAUCAGGCCAUGACUUUCAGUUUAUCUGAAUUGUUUAUUUACAUGUAUAGUUCCACCGGAGAACCUUUGGAUUUUUCAGGGCGUUGUCUGAUGUCUCCAACAUGGAUCCCUACAUUGCUGCACUGACAUUGGCCCUAGCGGACCAGGCACUUUCCCUAUCACUCCCAUUCAACGCAGACGCCCAACUAAUCAGCACUUCUGGUGAACAUGAAUUCGUGCUCCCAAAUUUUGAGGCCGGCGAUCAGAGGGGUCCGUGCCCAGGGCUCAACGCACUGGCCAAUCACAAUUACCUGCCGCACAACGGCGUCGCCACUAUUGGACAGUUCAUAAUUGCGACCGUGAGAAUCUUUGGACUGGGCCCCAUCAUAGCUACUGUCCUCUCUGUAUACGGAGCACUGUUGGAUGGGGAUUCUCGACAAUUCAGUAUCGGAGGGGAGACAGACAAGGUCAAAUUGAUCUUCUCUACUUCCGGAGGUCUCUCAGGCAGUCACAACAACAAUUACGAAGGGGACGGCUCACCCUUCCGGGGUGACCGAUAUACUACAGGCAAUGUAGACAUACUUCAUGUUGACAAAUUCGAACAGUUUCUGGAUCGAUCACCGGACAAUAACUACACGUUCGACAUCAUAACUCAGUUCCGCGUAGAUCGGCGCAACCACAGCGUACAGACCAACCCGUAUUUCUUCUGGGGACCCUUCUCAGGGCUCUUGGUGAAUCCCGGGGCGUUUGCCUUCAUGCCCCGGCUGAUGGCCAAUCACAGCGCAGAACACCCCGAGGGUCACCUCACACGGGAGGUGCUGCUCCAGUUUUUCGCCGUGAAACAGACAGACAACGGCACCUACAAUUACACCGAGGGCCACGAGCGGAUCCCUGAUAAUUGGUACCGACGCCCGCUGGGAUUCGAAUACGGGCAGGUUCCCUUCCUGCUGGAUAUUCUGGCAAUGGCCGCGAAACACCCCGAGUUCCUCUCAGUUGGUGGUAACACUGGCGAAGUCGAUUCCUUCGCAGGCUUGGACUUCACUGACUUGACCGGCGGCGUGCUGAACUUCCAGGACUUGACCAAAGGGGAUAACUUCGCUUGCUUCGUUUUCCAGCUUUUGAAGAUGACGCCAAAAUUCACGGAGCAAACGAUCGCCGCAAUUUUGGAUAUCAUCAAUGCGGGCCUUGGAGCACUCCCCAACUCGACGCUUAGAAUCGAUUGCUCGCAGCUGCCGGGGUUCGAUUCGAAGAUGGCCAGAAGUUACUUUAGGGGCUUUCCUGGUUCAGAGGGAGUGGGACUUAAACCCAGGAAGCAAUAGGUGUUUAAUAGGCUUUAAAAAAUUGAAUUUAAAAAGAGAGCUCUCUCAAAAAAGAAAAAGAAAAAAAAAUUAUACAUUAACAUUAAGAAAAGGAAACCUCUGGUUUGAUACCUUCUCAGGCAACAUUUCCGAGAGGUAAAAUUUAAGUGAUGAAGUAUCAAUAAAAUUACCGUAACAACGAACUUAUGCUUAAAAA
Molecule: messenger RNA, 1752 nt
Organism: Bemisia tabaci
Lineage: Eukaryota; Metazoa; Arthropoda; Insecta; Hemiptera; Aleyrodidae
Source: RefSeq, a predicted model, not a curated record